Messenger RNA from Sphaeramia orbicularis (orbiculate cardinalfish), 930 nucleotides. Its product is annotated as trypsin-2-like. The transcript is spliced from 6 exons. The record is from RefSeq and is a predicted model, not a curated record. Lineage: Eukaryota; Metazoa; Chordata; Actinopteri; Kurtiformes; Apogonidae. Gene Ontology annotation, molecular function: serine-type endopeptidase activity. The coding region runs from base 1 to 774 and encodes 257 amino acids. Gene Ontology annotation, biological process: proteolysis.
AUGACCACACAUGACCUUUUGAACAGUACUUUGGUUUGCUUUUUAUUUCUACAAAUUUAUCUAUGCCAUGUCUACACAGCUGCCCUUGGCUUUGAUGAUAAGAUUGUCGGGGGUUACGAGUGCAGACCUCACUCUGUGCCCUGGCAGGUGUCGCUCAAUAACGGCUGGCAUUACUGUGGAGGAACCCUGAUCAAUGACCGCUGGGUGGUCAGCGCUGCACACUGCUUCAAAGAUGAGGAGAUUGAGCUGCGUCUGGGUGAGCACCACCUCCGCUACAAGGACGGUCCCGAGCAGUUCAUCGCUCCAGCUGUGAUCAUCCGCCACCCAGAGUACGACCGCUACACCAUCAACAACGACAUCAUGCUCAUCAAACUCGCCGAACCAGCCAAGUUCGAUGAGUACGUCCAGCCCAUCGCUCUGCCCAAAAGCUGUGCUCCUGCAGGGACCCAGUGUCUGGUCUCUGGAUGGGGGGCCACCCAGAGCCCCUUCGGUUGUCUGAAAUGUCUGAACUGCCUGGAUCUGCCCAUUCUGCCCCAGGAUGACUGUGAGCGCUCCUACCCCAACAGAAUCACCUCCUCUAUGUUCUGCGCCGGCUUCCUGGAGGGAGGAAAGGACUCCUGUCAGGGAGAUUCUGGUGGUCCUCUGGUGUGUAACGGGGAGCUGCAGGGCGUUGUAUCCUGGGGAUGGGGCUGUGCUGAACAAAAUCGUCCUGGUGUUUAUGCCAAGGUCUGCCAGUUUACUGACUGGAUCCACUCCACUAUGGCCUCUCACUGAAGUUAUUCUGUGGAAGAGAGGUCGAUUCUGACGGACACCGCUGCAUUAAAGACGACAUUUUUAAAGCAUGUUACAUUAUAUGAGGACUCUGUAUUUGAAACAUUCUAGUGAACUGGUGCAACAUGUCAUCCUUCAAUAAAAAAACACUUUUAAGAA